AGAAGGCAGCGGCAGCAGCAGCAGCAGCAGCAGCGGUGGCGGAGCGGCAGAGAAGCGGAGCGGCAGUCAGAGAAAGAGAAGCGGAGCGAGCUGCGGAGAUUACCCAGAGUUUCAGCGCAGAGGCCGCCUGUCAGUCACCUUCCAGCGGCCAGAGAGGAGCAGGAGGACAAGCCUGGUAGCUGAGGACUGUUUCUACCGAUAAAACCGCAGGAAGCACACCGAGGGAGGGAGCCAGGGUUGGAGCAGAAGUGGAAGAGCCGCAUCGCUUCCCAGCCUGGAAGAAAUCCGCUCCUGAUCAGGAAAAGAGCGUUCAGAGAGACCGGCAUUCAACAAGGAGGAGAGGAAGACGAGCAGAGGAGACGCUCUGAAUGCAGCUGAAGAGAAUUCAACCCAGACGGAGGAAUCAUCACACUCUGCAGCUUGGAUUUCUCCUCUUUUUUUAGUCCCUGUGUUUUUUAAGGAGGACUGACAUUAACGGUUUUAUAACAGUCAUGUCUGACCUCCACAUCUGCCUGCUCGAUGAAAGACUUUGUAGUUUUUUUUCUCUGUGAGCUUUUUGACCGCUGACUUUCUGAGAGACUCUGACGGGAAAUUUUGUGUUUCCUUUGAACUUGCACAAUCGCUUUCAUUUCAGUCUUUUCAGUGUUUUUUUUUUUCACCUCCGUUAUCUCCCUCUGUCUUUUCAAGAUAACAUUUUUGUUUCACGUAAAAGGAAGCAGAGGAGGUGACUCACUCAAGUUUCUCUAACAGGAACUUGAGAAGUAUUUGCAUUCCACUUUGGCUUUCACAAGAGGACAAGUCCUCCCUUUGUGUGUGGCAAAGUGUGUGUUUGUGUAGCUGAGUGUCCCUCUGUGAUACAUUAACGUGUAUCAGGGGACAAUAAGUGAGUCUGUUUGUGUCUUCUGGGAAAAAUGGGAUCAGAAAAAGACUCAGAGUCGCCUCACUCCUCGGUGAGCGGCGUCCCAAACCCUAAGUGCCGAGCGGCAGGCAAACGCCAAGGCCGCAUCUCGUUUCACAGCCUGUUCCACAGUAAGCGAGGCUCACGGGGCACCAGGGGGCCCAAAGGAGGAGCACCCCCCCCUUUGUCCCAUCACCACCACACACAACAGCUUCUCCCGUCUGCCUUGAGCUCAGCGCCCGCCGCAGCCUCUGCUACGCCAACGACGACCACCACCACCACCACCACCACCACAGCGGCCACGACCCCCCAGGACGCCGCCUCCAGCACCCCUUCAAAGCCACUCUCCUCCAGCCAGCCGUCCCUGGGUGGAGCCCCUGCCUCUGGAGACAACAACCUCCUGGAGUGCCCCCUGUGCCUGGUGCGUCAGCCCGCCGACCAGCUCCCCGAGCUGCUGGGCUGCAGCCACCGCUCCUGCCUCUGCUGCCUGCGACAGUACCUCCGCAUCGAGAUCACAGAGAGCCGAGUCCAGCUCAGCUGCCCCGAGUGCGCCGAGAGACUCGCCCCUCAACAGGUGGCGGACAUCUUGGAUGACGCAGCUCUGCUGGAGAAGUAUGAAGAAUUCCUGCUGCGGAGGUGCCUCGCCUCAGAUCCAGACUGUCGAUGGUGCCCGGCCCCGGACUGUGGGUUUGCCGUCAUUGCCUCAGGCUGUGCCAGCUGUCCCAGGUUGGUGUGUCGCAGAGAAGGCUGCGGUGCAGAGUUCUGCUACCACUGCAAACAGGCCUGGCAUCCCAACCAGACCUGCGACUCGGCCCGCCAACAGAGAGCGCAAUCCCUGCACACACACAGCAACCACUCGCCCAGCUACACACAGGAGCAGGGACCCGCUGAUGACAUCAAGCCAUGCCCUCGCUGUGGUGCUUACAUCAUCAAGAUGAAUGAUGGGAGCUGUAAUCACAUGACCUGUGCUGUGUGUGGCUGUGAGUUCUGCUGGCUCUGCAUGAAGGAGAUCUCUGACCUGCACUACCUCAGUCCAUCUGGUUGUACGUUCUGGGGGAAGAAGCCUUGGAGCAGGAAGAAGAAGAUUUUGUGGCAGCUGGGCACGCUGAUCGGAGCUCCGGUCGGCAUCACCCUCAUCGCCGGUAUUGCUGUUCCCGCCAUGGUCAUCGGUAUCCCUGUUUAUGUCGGACGCAAGAUCCACGCCCACUAUGAGCUGAAGAAAUCAUCUCGUCACAGGAGGAACCUGGCCAUCACAGGGGGCGUGGCCUUGUCCAUCGUCACCGCCCCGGUCAUCGCAGCUGUCAGCGUGGGAAUUGGUGUUCCCAUCAUGCUGGCCUACGUGUACGGUGUGGUGCCCAUCUCUCUGUGUCGGGGAGGAGGCUGUGGAGUGAGCAGAGGAAAGGGCCGAGGAGUGAGGAUCGACUUUGAUGAGGACGACGGCCCCAUUACAGUCGCAGAUGCGUGGAGAGCAUUGAAGUCCCCGAGCCUGGGAGAGAGCAGUUUGGAUGGAGCAGUCAGUGGGAUGAGCACCACCUCCCCUAGUGAGGGGCUCUCAGUGGCCCCGGGGACUCUGGGGGACACGCCACACUUUAACACGCUUGCUGGAGGCGCUCUGGGGACACGCACCGGAAAGUACAGCAGGUUGGAGGUGCAGGCGGGGGAGCUGGCUAAAGAGUCAGCCCAGAGGGAGACAGGCAGCCUCGGGGCAGGGAGCGACUGUGCCAGCACCCGAGGGAUGGCUGGAUCCAUCAUCUCCUCCUACACACUACCUGACAGGGACUGCACCAACCUGGAGAUCCAGGUGGACAUCGAGACCAAACCCAGCCAUCUCUGCCUGACCAGCGAAGAGGACCUUACCCCGCCUCCUGGCUCUGCUGCCAUGGCGACUGUCUCAGGAGGGGAGGAGCCUCAGGACUGCAGCUCCAGAAGGGGCGGGGCUUUGUCUGGCUCUGCGUUGGGACUGUCUCCAGGCGCGUCAAUCAGGGAGGGGCUCCGAGACGUCACGCUGGCUCAGCCGGAGAGCAUCCGCAGCGACCUGGAGAUGUCGGACACUCAGUCUGACGACAUCGCAGAGCUGACAUCCGACGACUGUGACUCCCCUCACCCUAAAAGCUGCCACCUGGCGGCAGGCCAACAGCCACAGCCCCCCUCCUGCCGAGCCCUGAACCCCCCUGAAGGCCUUCACUGUCCCACAGACAGCAACGUCAUCCUCUACGUCUGAGAGAAACGCUGCUCUCAGGAUUGCACAAAAAACUAACGAGUCCCCGACAGUUUUAUUUUACUUUCCUUCCUCCAUCAUAGCUUUUCAUCCUCUGUUUUUACUUGUUUGCUGCUUCUGUGACUCUCACACACACACACCGUCUUAAACACAGACAGUUUGUUUACUUUGUCCGCCUGUCUUAUCUUUCUACCUGUCAAUCUCCUCACUGAGAACAUUGUCAGGGUUCUACCUCUGAGAUUUAUAAUAUGAUGAUUUAUGUUUACUCCUCGGUGCAAAAUGCCUUGGCCACUCAAGCAAAAAAAAAGAAGAAGAAGAAAAAAAAAGAGGUACAAAUUUUCCACAAGAAUUACUCAAAUUAAGAGACAUGGUGACACGUCACCAAGCACAGCAGGAGGAGAAGGGUUGUUUUCAGAGGACGAAGGGGAUGUUUCUAACAAUGUGUGAGUGAAUGUGGACUUUACCAUUGUGGCUUUAUUAUCUUCUCUUUCUUCUAUUUAUAUUCAGAUAACCUUGAAUCUGAUUUUCAUUUGCUGUGUGCAUGAGUCUGCAUGAGCCGUGUGUGAGCGGAUUAAAAAGGCAGUGAGGUUCUGUUACACUGGUGGUGAAAGUUAAAGUUUACUGGAGAGGACGAAGUUGCACUCGAAUCUCACUUUCCCUGCACAGAGGAAGAGGAAGAGGAUGCUCUUGGAGACAGAAGAAUAAGAGAUUGGGUUCUGACAAUGACAUGAAGAGCUGAUUUGCACUGAGAGAAGCUGUUUUAUUCCUUUGUGUUCAUUUAUUUGAUUGACUGAAUGAAACAGGUCUGUCCUUCUGUUCUGCACUGACAAACAGACAUUUGUCAUUCGCAAAAAAAGGGUUACGAUGUUAAAGCUCCUGUUAGGAUUUUUUUUAUCUGCCUACAAAACAGACUGAAAUUAACAUUGAUGCCUCUUUAUGACACUACAGAAGAAACCAAGACUAUCGGUAGGAAGACUGAUGAUCUACUCCCUUAUUUGUAACAUCCAGAACCGCUGACGGGGGGGUAGGUGUCAGUCUGACUGAUAAACUGUAUGCUUCCCAAACAGCCUUUUUUUUAAUAGUGAUAUAUUCUAGAGCUAAGAUAACACUGUGAGAUUUUUGUAAGAAAAACACAACUUGUAGGACAAAAUAAGCAAAAAAAUAAGCGGUACCACUUUCUCCACAGGGGGCGCCAAAUUAAUGUAAACUGAAAGUUCCUCACAGGAGCUUUAAAAUCAUGUCAGGUUUAGGACUGUUGUCAUUUUGUAGAUCUGUAUGUGGCGAAAUAGUUGAAAUAUACUAAAGAUAAGCUUAGAAUCAGUUAAAUAUGGAAGGGCUAAUUAAUUAUAUUAGAAAAUAAUUACAACUUCUGUAUGUGACGAUAUUGCAUAUAGUAUAUGACAAUAACAAAAUUACAAGUACUAAAAUUGUGAAAAGUGGAAACAGAGGUUUGGAAUUUGCUCGAGGCUCCAGUGAUGAGCUUUUAGUUGGCAAAUGAAGCAGACUGAUAUGAAUGCUGAUGCCUCUUCAAAACCAACAAAAUCAAUCAAACCCUCUCAGAUAAGAUUGUUUGUUUCAGUGCAGUUAUUUUCUGUGUACGUCUUCCCUGCCACGGCAAGGUGUCAGGCAAGUCCUGCCGAACAGCAGGAACAGCCUCCUCCAAACUGACCACGCCAAGGAUUCAUCAUGAGUUGCACGUCAGACAUAGAAAAUAAAGAAGGAUGAGAUCUUUUUUUUCAUCAGAAACACUACUUUCAUAUGUACAGGACAAGAUUAGCCAAGAGGUUCAGUAUCACGCUUUGUCCACAGGGGGCGCCAAAAUCAACACAAACCAAAAGUUCCUCACAGGAGCUUUAACUAAUCAUUUCAUCUGACAUAUCUGAAAACUGGUCACUUAAGCUCUGAUAAUCUGUCAGUUCAUCAUGUGGUGGAAAUGCAUUUCCUCCAGAAAACAAUCACUUAAGUUCGACCUUACACUGAUUGCCUGACAGUGCGGACCCACUGCACACAGCAUGUCUGAACUCGCUUCCAUUUAUUGUGUACUGCAAAUGUCUGCUUCUCUGCGCCACUUUUUAACAUCUUUUCUCUCUCAUUAUGAAACAAUCAUCCAUACAUAUCAAGCGGUUAUAUACUGUUUGGUAAAUAAACCUAGUUGGUAGCCAAGUUUUUAAAAAGACUCUUAAAUUCCAAAUGACGAAUGAAGCAGGGGAGGUGGGCAGCUUGUUUCUAGGUUGCUUGUCAGUGGGCUCGUACCAUAACCCGACACUGCUCUCUGUUCAUUGUAAGAACUCUCUCUGAUUGGUUCUGGUGUGUGUCAUGUGACUGGACCAGUGGUUUUGGUCCCCUGAGCUUUGUGUGUGUGUAUGUGAGUGUGUGAGAAUGGACUCCUUAUGAAUGUAUCUGUUUGUCCCACUUCGUUUUUGAAUGAGCACUCGUGCACUUUAUCUGAAUUUAUCUUAUUUAUCUUUUUGAUUUGCCUUUGAUCAUCUGUUGCUAUGAGUGAGUUUACUUCAGUUGCAAACUAAAGUCUGUGGUACAACCAAAAUAAAUCACCUCCUGAAGGCCUUUUAUGUUGGAUGUAACUAAAGGAGAGUUUGGCUCCAAAAUCAUGUAUAAUCUUUUUUUUUUAUAUAAAUGGUUUCUCGUGUUUAUCAAUCAGUAUUUUUAAAGUUAUCUUAUCAACUUUAUGAUCCCAGGACUGUAAUUAUCCUGUUUUUUAUUUCUUCCUUUAUCCGUUUUUCUUUUACUAAUCAUCUCUUCAAAGUCAGUUUUACUUUUGGAGCCAAACUCUUCAAAUAUCGAUGCCGAUAAGCUCUCUUUAAUCAUACUCACCUGCCUGAAUUGUUUCUUAGCUUUGUAUCACCUCUGUGCUUCAGUUUCAAAAAAAAGGUUACCUCCAGGUUUCCUUUCAUCUGAAAAGGAAUCAACCUGUAAACCUUUUUCAUCUCAGAGUAGCUUUAUGGAUUUAGCUGCUUACAGAACUUGACAGUGCUUUGUUUGGUCUGCACUUAUCACUUGUUUCCGCCUGCCUGCCUGUGAGAAAACACACGAAUGUACCACAGACGGAGUGUGAGUGGUAAUGGAGAUUUUCCAUGAAGCCCACGGGUGGUCCUGUUCUUAUUUGAAAGGUUUUAGAGUAUAUAGAUAGCAAUAUUUAAGUGUUAUUAUAUUGUUUGUGUAUUUCCUGUCACUGUUAAAGCCCUGCGCUGUGUGGGGUUCUACAUGCAGGACUGUGAAAGACCACUUGUGGACCUUUGGGGAAGAAUAAAUAAACACAAUCUGAUGUUGCACCAAAGCUUUGAGUUGUGGUUAAUUGCACUGUGUACCACAAUAACUGAUGAUUGUUGAGUUCUCUGUCGGGUCGUACCUUUACUAACAUUGUAGUUCAAAUCUUAAAAAAUCUUGUAGUCUUUUGCUGAAGGGGGGGAAGUCAUGAAAAAGUAAAAAAUGAAUAUAAAAAAUAUGUGUAGGAAAAAUGUAAAUUGUUCCAUAGAGAGCUUUGUUUUGUCAUUUUGAGUUGCCUGAUACUGCUUUUUACCAGUUGAUUUGAGAUUAAAAGUUGCAAUUUAAGAAAUGG
Messenger RNA from Notolabrus celidotus (New Zealand spotty), 6693 nucleotides. It is a transcript of the gene rnf19b, whose product is annotated as ring finger protein 19B. Gene Ontology annotation, biological process: ubiquitin-dependent protein catabolic process; protein polyubiquitination; positive regulation of proteasomal ubiquitin-dependent protein catabolic process. The record is from RefSeq and is a predicted model, not a curated record. Bases 912 to 3119 code for a protein of 735 amino acids. Gene Ontology annotation, cellular component: cytoplasm; ubiquitin ligase complex. The transcript has 10 exons. Lineage: Eukaryota; Metazoa; Chordata; Actinopteri; Labriformes; Labridae. Gene Ontology annotation, molecular function: ubiquitin protein ligase activity; ubiquitin conjugating enzyme binding; zinc ion binding.